CAUGAAGACAUAUAUAGCCAGUCCAACUUUCAUAAUUUUAACAAAUAUCUAGUAUCAUGAGUUCGAAGCACUACUGCAAUAGGUGUGUCAGUCCAUUAACAAGGAUAGAGGGCUUGAAAUAUAAGCGUCGAUGUAGCCCACUUUUAAGCGGCGGGCGAGUGGGGUUCAAGAGACAAUGUAGGUGUAGGGCAGUUCUAAACGCCAGACAUCGUGGCAUACAGGCUACAACGUACUGUGCUGAACAAGCGAGGUUGCCAAGCUCGCAGAUCAGUAGCUAUCGAUCGGUCGCAGCAUCAGAUACGAAAGAGAGUGUUGUUUUACCGGACGAGCUUCUUCUAAAAAUCUUGUCGAAAUUGAGAUUUCAUACACUGAUAGAGUGCAAGUACGUAAGCAUAAUAUUCAAUACCAUCGCAAGUGACUCCUCUUUAUACAAAAGACUCCCGUAUAAGGUUUGGAACGAUUCAUUGAGCAAUCUGUCAAUUGAGAAGGUUCUGCAAAUCCUGAAGCUCUACCCAAAACUGGAAGCUUGGACUUUCUCGUCGCAUCACCAACCUACUGGCAGCACACUAAAAGAACUUUCACACACUCUUCCGAAUUUGAAACGCAUUGAUGUAACAGAUGUUGAGGAGUAUCAGCACCUGGAUCUGCUUGGAUGCUGGCCCAAGUUAGAGUCUGUAAUCGCUCCUGAAUAUUUUUCAAACGAUCUUACGCAUCUAAAGGUGUUGGAGAUAGUCGAAGGGCGGAACGAUCUGCCGGCAAUAAAAUCCAACAGUUUGGAGAGGAUCUGCGCUGGACAGACAACUUGUGUACAGAAAUUGCUCGAUGGCUGCCCAGGCCUUAGAUAUCUUAGGUUACACUGGCAGAUUUUAAAUCAAGAACUACAUAGCACAACACUUCAGAAUCUGGCUGUGUUUUGCAUAGAGUCUCCGACAGCAUUGAAUGAUUGUACGAAUCUCGAAAGGUUGGAAGUAACUGAAAUCAAUGAAACUAAUAUGGCAAGUUCCACUGCGCAUACACUGCGUAUCUGGAAUGGCAAUGUGCCGUGUUUUCUGCUGGACAAGUUUCCAUCCGUAACUAACCUGGAGUGUAAUUACCCAAUCUCGACACUCUCGGAGGGCUUCGCCUCAGGUAACCUACUACGACUGGAGCUGGCAGAAAAACUUCCAAGAAUGUAUAGUCUGCCAAACGUAUCGGAGAUGAUAUUGCAAAGGGUGCCUGUCACCACUGGUAUUCGAUUAGCCGGUUUACGUACAUUGAAUAUAAGGUGCUUCGCCGAUAAAGCAGUACUUGUCAGCACUCUUCUACAAUGCCCACUGCUCAAGACUGUACACCUGCAAUGCACUGUACCCUGGCUAGACAGCGGUGAUAUAAGAGCGUCUUCAUCCGAAAGCGUGUGGAAAGAAUUUUCUCGGUUAGAUUUUAGAUCAGUGUGCAUGGUAGUUGGCGAUGAGCUGCGAGGAACAAUGCCGCCGUCUUUUGAUGAAUUAUUGAGCGAGCAUAGAGCGGGCUUUGCGACACCAUCAGAGAAUCUUAUGUUCUCUUAGCCAAC
Molecule: messenger RNA, 1549 nt
Organism: Sphaeroforma arctica JP610
Lineage: Eukaryota; Ichthyosporea; Ichthyophonida
Exons: 1
Coding region: 57-1544 (495 amino acids)
Molecular function (GO): protein binding
Source: RefSeq, a predicted model, not a curated record